AUGAAGCUCUCGCCGUCAAGAUGUUUGCCCGUUCUUCUGGGAACUUCGUCUUUAACCAUUGCGAACCCAUCAGCCGAUUGUAAAUGCUUUCCUGGCGACGACUGCUGGCCUUCGGCGGCGGAAUGGAAAGCCCUAAACACCUCCGUUUCAGGGAACCUUAUCAAGACUGUCCCUCUUGGUGCGCCAUGCCAUGACCCGACGUUUAAGGGGGACGUAUGUCAAUCUCUGAGGGAACAGUGGCAGAACGCUACAAUUCAUUUUGCCUCGUCCUCAUCAGUGAUGGCUCCAUUUUUUGCCAAUCAAAGCUGCGACCCAUUUCAACCACGGAUUCGUCCAUGCGAGCUAGGCAACUAUGUUUCUUAUGCUAUCGCUGCUAAGACAACUUCCGAUGUCCAGAAGGCGAUAGCUUUCGCACGUGCAAAGCAUAUUCGCCUCGUUAUCCGCAACACUGGCCAUGACUAUCUGGGUCGCUCAACAGGCACCGGCGCGCUUGGCGUGUGGACACACCACCUCAAAAAUAUCGAGUUCGUGGAUUGGGGCGAUGAUACUUAUACAGGUAAUGCUGUCAAGUUGGGUGCCGGUGUCCAGGGAUUUGAGGUCCUAGAAGCAGCCAAAAGUCGUGGGCUUGUGGUUGUUGGUGGCGAGUGCCCUACCGUUGGUAUCGCUGGCGGCUACUCUCAGGGAGGUGGCCAUUCUGCACUUUCCACAAGCUUUGGUCUAAGUGUUGAUAAUGUUCUCUCAUGGGAGGUAGUAACGGCCAAAGGCGAGCUUCUAACGGCAAAUAAAGAUGAGAACUCGGAUUUAUUCUGGGCCUUGCGCGGGGGCGGAGGCGGCACAUUUGGUGUCGUUAUAUCCAUGACAGUAAAGGCUCAUCCUGGUGCCAUCACCAGCGGUGCCUCGCUUUCAUUCUCCACUGAUACAAACUCGGAGGAAACAUUUUGGGCCGGGAUACAAGUCUUUCAAGACACCCUGGAGGACAUGGUGGAAGCUGGAACUAUGGUUAUUCACAUCAUCACAAACACAUCGUUCAUCAUUGCGCCCUUGACGGCCUACAACAAAACUGAAGUUCAGGUCAAGGCAAUCAUGAAACCGUUCGUAUCGUCUCUUAUAUCCAAACAUGUCGACUUUGAUGUUACAUAUAAAGAGUCUAAAACAUACUACGAUCAUUAUAACGAAUUCCUUGGUCCUCUUCCAUACGGUAAGAUCCGUGUGGGUUUCGAGCAAUACGGUGGCCGUUUGAUUCCCCGCAGUGUUGUACCCAACUUCACCGAGACUUUGAGACAGGUCACAAACAAGGGUGUCACAUGGGUUGGUGUAGCCACCGAUGUUGGGCCAUAUGGUACGCGAGCGACUACCUCGGUCCAUCCCGCGUGGCGUAGCACACUUGUUCACGCUCUUUUAAGUACACCAUGGGACUUUACUAAACCGUGGCAUGAUAUGAUCAAACUGCAAGAUCUCAUGACAAAUGUCAUUAUGCCCAAGGUCGAAGCAGUCACGCCGGGUAGUGGCGCAUAUGCGAACGAGGCUGACUUUCGGCAACCGAACUAUCAAGAUGUGUUUUGGGGAGAUAACUACAAGGAUUUAUUGAAGGUAAAACAGAAAUGGGACCCCGAUCAUUUCUUCUUUGUUCCAAAAGGAGUAGGUAGCGAGAUUUGGUCCAUUGCAGAGGACGGAAGAAUGUGCAAGUCAGCUUUAUAG
This is a messenger RNA of Fusarium pseudograminearum CS3096, 1698 nucleotides long. RefSeq lists its product as uncharacterized. The transcript is spliced from 4 exons. Gene Ontology annotation, molecular function: oxidoreductase activity; FAD binding. The record is from RefSeq and is a predicted model, not a curated record. NCBI's taxonomy places the organism in Eukaryota, Fungi, Ascomycota, Sordariomycetes, Hypocreales, Nectriaceae. Bases 1 to 1698 code for a protein of 565 amino acids.